Messenger RNA from Anopheles aquasalis, 1907 nucleotides. It is a transcript of the gene nudC, whose product is annotated as nuclear distribution C, dynein complex regulator. The record is from RefSeq and is a predicted model, not a curated record. Gene Ontology annotation, cellular component: cytoplasm. Gene Ontology annotation, biological process: protein folding. NCBI's taxonomy places the organism in Eukaryota, Metazoa, Arthropoda, Insecta, Diptera, Culicidae.
AUGUGUCUCUUUUUUAUUGUUUCUCCUAUUUUUUUUUCUAAAAGAACAGUCAUGACUUUAUCUACUUUUUAAUAAUAACAAAACUAAUGGGGUUUUUAUCGCGUGAAUGGUUAUUACAAAGGAAAAAAAAACACAUGCUCGAACGAGAAUGUCGAGCCAAUAAUCGAUUCUAAAUAAACUAUGCGCUACUCUAUGCACUCCCGGAUCUGAUGGUGGUUUUCAAUUACGACUGCAAUCCAAUUGGUAGCGGUUGCCGUAAGCAAACAGAACCGGUGCGCGGCCGCUGUGCAAAUAUUGAGCACUCAAAUACCCCUGGCCCCAGCUUUGCUCCUUGUCGGUGGUAGGUCGCCGUGCUAGGAACACGAUCCGCUUGAAUCAUAAAAUUGAUCUUUACAUAUUACCGUACGAUGCAUCGAGUGUAGUGGGGUGACCGCAGACAGACAGAGCGGUGUCUCGAGCGCAGCUCCACAGAAACUCGUUUUUCACCGCGCGCUGUCGAGAAAAAUGCCGGGAAGCGUUAUGCCGGGCGAAGCGGGCGAAAAGUUGCCACAGUCCGUUCUCUGCUGAGUGGGCAGUACCACAGUUGAGUUUCGCCGCGAAAUCGAAGGCUCUCGAAAAAUAAACAAAACGGUCCAGAACUUUGCGAGAAGAACCGAGAACGGCGAACCGAAAGCCAAGAACGUGCCCGUGCAUUUGUGGAAAAGUGCCCCAGAGUGCCUAGUGAAAAUGUCGGAAGAAGACGGGAAAUUCGAUAGCAUCCUGUUUGCUAUGGCCGCCCAGCAUACCGGUGGUGUGCCGGAGAUGCUCGGCACCAUCGCUAGCUUCCUGAACCGAAAGACGGACUUUUUUGUGGGCGGACACGAGGGCGAGUGGGAGAAGCUCGUGCUGACGGUGUUCCGCGGGGAAGCGAAAAAGGCGCAGGAAGUGGCCGACAAGAAGCGGAAGGAAAAGGAGGCCGAGGAAAAGCGUCGUCAGGAGGUGCUACGCAAAAAGCGCGAGGAGGAAGAGGCAAGCAAAACGGCCACCGUCACCGAGUUGACCGAGGAAGAGGCGGAGAGUCUUCAGAAAGAGUUGGACGCUAAAAAGAGUAAAGUGGAAGAAUCUCCGGCGGCGACAUCAUCGACGGCAGCAGCGGCGACGGAAGCAGCGACCGAUAAGGCGAACAGCGACAGUGAAGACGUGGAACCGGGCGAUGAAGGUAAGCUGAAGCCGAACCAAGGAAAUGGAUGCAAUCUGGAUCGCUACUCCUGGACGCAGACUCUACAGGAAAUCGAGCUACGAGUACCAUUCGAUGUAAAGUUCACGCUGAAGGCAAAGGAUGUGGUCGUUGUGAUACAGCGAAAGUCUUUGAAAGUUGGCCUAAAGGGCCAUCCGCCCGUCAUUGACGGGGAGCUGCACUGUGAGAUCAAGAUCGAAGACUCCUUGUGGCACUUGGAAAAGAACACGGUCGUGGUGACGUUUGAAAAGAUUAACCAGAUGAACUGGUGGGAGCGGUUGGUAGUGACCGACCCAUCCAUCAACACCCGGAAGAUUAAUCCCGAGUCAUCGAAGUUGUCCGACCUCGACUCGUCCACCCGUAGCAUGGUCGAGAAGAUGAUGUACGACCAGAAGCAAAAGGAGCUGGGCCUACCGACCAGUGACGAGCAGAAGAAACAGGAUGUUUUGAAAAAGUUCAUGGAGCAACAUCCCGAGAUGGAUUUUUCAAAAUGUAAAUUUAACUAGUGCGUUAGGUCCAGAAUAGGUCCGUUUCGUUGGACGCUGGGUAUCGUGGCCAGUCUGGAGUGUUGUGGAGCGACAACAGUAUCGCGUAUGUGAUGAAAAAAGGGCUCGUCCAUGAUGGGCGGUUCUCUCCGUAGCCGUUCGCUGAUCGUAUUAAUUCACAUACAACCUUGACAUUACCAAAUCAA